CGACCUGUAACGCGUUAGCAGAUAGUUGCACCUGGAGCUUCUCCAUUUUCAGAGAUCGACGCAUGGCAGCUGUUUCAGACCGCGAGGCUCCACAGUUGCACCUUGGUCAAAGUGAUACGGACAUUACCCACCGUUCCUCAACAUCAGGAAAUGAAGGUUCCCCUGCAUCAAGGCGCGACAACGCAGGCAGCUCCUCCCCUCUACCACAUGCGCGGUCAACAUCCAACCCUGCCAGGAAACGGACACCUGAGGACUUUGUUUUUGGCCGUGUGCUAGGAGAAGGAUCGUAUUCCACCGUUCUGUACGCUAAAGAAAGCGGUACCCGCCGCGAAUUCGCUGUGAAGGUCUUGGAUAAGCGGCAUAUCAUAAAAGAAAAGAAAGUGAAGUAUGUCAACAUUGAAAAAGAUGUUCUCAACCGCCUGUCCCAUCCCUUCAUUAUCAAGCUGUUCUACACAUUUCAAGACAUGCAUUCCCUCUACUUUGUGCUAGAGCUGGCCAAAGAUGGCGAUCUGCUGGGAUACAUAAGAAAACUGGGCUCUUUUGAGGUGGAAGGGGCAAGGUUUUACAUUGCGGAGAUCAUAACGGGUGUAAUGUAUCUGCACAACAUGGACGUCAUUCAUCGGGACUUGAAGCCGGAGAAUAUAUUACUGGACGAAAAGAUGCACGUCAAGAUUACAGAUUUUGGGACCGCGAAGCCCUUGAAUGAUACGAAAACCGACGAUGCCGAGCAGGCACGAGAUGAGACCUCUGCCCGAAACUCUUUCGUGGGGACGGCAGAGUACUGUUCUCCAGAGCUACUGAAUGACCGCGCCGCUUCCAAGGCCUCUGACAUAUGGGCGAUAGGAUGCAUUUUAUACCACCUCUUGGCCGGGAAACCACCAUUCAAAGGAGCCAACGAGUAUCAGACAUUCCAAAAGAUAAUAAAGCUCGAGUACUCCUUUCCUGACGGGUUUCCAGAUUCUGCACGGGAUCUGGUCAGUCGGAUCCUUGUUCUCGAUCCAUGUAAACGACCGACAUUGGAGGAGAUCCAAAAGCAUCCAUUUUUCGAUGGCUUUGACUGGGAGAAUCUUCACGAAAAACCCGCCCCAAAUCUCAGACCGUUCUUACCAGCUACAUCCCAUCACAAUAUGGAGGAUUUAACAAGCGAUAUGGAGGGGCUGGCAACUGGAACAGGGCAGUUCCAUGGAGAUAUUGACGCUGCAAUUCGAGACCCAUUCGAAGAAAUGCCGGUUGUUCCCGAAGCAGAGAUUGCCGGUAAUCCGGACCGGUCAAAGAAACUAGAGGAGCAAGCUUCGUCGCCCAUCAGACGGAUAAUAUCCCACACCGAACUCAUCAUUAUGAAUGGUACCGUUUACAAGAGAAAAGGAUUGUUCUCCAAAAAGCGCGGCUUGGUGUUGACAGACUUACCGCGACUUCAAUUUUUUGAUGAAGGCAAGCUCAUUGCAAAGAGUGAGAUUCCAUGGUCAGAGAAGCUCAAAGUGGAGCUGAAAGGGACGCGACAUUUCUUCGUCCAUACACCGAAACGAACGUACUACCUGGAGGCUUUGAAAGGUGAUGCUCAGCGUUGGGUGGAUGCUAUCAAUACGCUCUUGCAGAGCGUUUAGACAAACCGCGGAUUGCGACUAGUCUAGAGUAACACGGAUGUAGUUACAAGGGCUGUAAUUACAUGGCAACAAUGGCCAAUGAAAGAUGAGCCCUACGCUCUUUAUCAAAGAAUGUACAUAGAACGUAUUCCCAGGUUUAUAUACCGUUAGAUUGAGACCUUUAAUUAUGUUCUGGUGCAAGUGAUAUGAUCUUUACAGAGUUUUUUGCCCG
This is a messenger RNA of Spizellomyces punctatus DAOM BR117, 1815 nucleotides long. RefSeq names its product AGC/PDK1 protein kinase. Bases 63 to 1604 code for a protein of 513 amino acids. Gene Ontology annotation, molecular function: protein serine/threonine kinase activity; ATP binding. The record is from RefSeq and is a predicted model, not a curated record. Gene Ontology annotation, biological process: intracellular signal transduction; peptidyl-serine phosphorylation. The transcript is spliced from 5 exons. Lineage: Eukaryota; Fungi; Chytridiomycota; Chytridiomycetes; Spizellomycetales; Spizellomycetaceae.